Micropterus salmoides (largemouth bass) is the source of this 4482-nucleotide messenger RNA. It is a transcript of the gene cunh2orf69, whose product is annotated as chromosome unknown C2orf69 homolog. Lineage: Eukaryota; Metazoa; Chordata; Actinopteri; Centrarchiformes; Centrarchidae. The transcript has 3 exons. Gene Ontology annotation, cellular component: mitochondrion. The record is from RefSeq and is a predicted model, not a curated record. Bases 317 to 1333 code for a protein of 338 amino acids.
UAGGCGCUGGCAGCUCCGGGGUGUGUUUUUGAUGAACAGCGCCUCUUCGUGGACAAAAAGACCCCAAACUAUCAGAAUCAAAGAAAUUAUAUCAGAGGUUUUUCAACAAUGUUGAGGCAGACGACGCAUAGACCAAAGUGUGCAAUGAUAAGUAUUUCGCUUACGUAGCUUAUUUCGCUCACAGGCUCCUUGUUUUGACGUUAGCUGCAGAGGAUGUGAUGUUGGGUUGCUAGCAGAGACAGCUAGCUAGCUGACACAGCAGCAGCAGCAGCAUGAAGUGAGUGGGUUAAAUCAUCAUUUUCUUAUUUUAGAGUCCAUGCUAGGCGCCCGAGCAGUUGCGGCGGGCUUCCCUUUAAUAUCUGUGGCCAAAACGAUGACCUCUGUGGGAGUGACGACACCCUCCGAGCCUCGGGGGCUGCAUGCGUCUGCCAGCCGGGAUGCGCGCGCUGGGAGCCCGCAGCAGAGGCUCCAGAAGCUGCUCGCGGUGCCUGGAUGCGACCCGAGCCGAGUUAACGACCUGCUGCUGCUCCGGCCUGAUACUGACGACCAGACUGCUUCAGAACCGAAGGAGAAGGGCAGUAACAGGCACGUUGUGUUUUUCCACGGGGAUAUUCAGAACUUCCAGGAGGAGAUGGCCCUGCAGCCCGAGGGAGCCCAGUGGCUGUGCUGGAGUCUGGAGCAGGUGGCCCUCACCCUGGGCCGACGUUUCCCUGGCCGACAUGUUUGGGUGGUCAGAGCCUCUCGCAUGUAUCUCCACAAGUUCAGCUGCUACCACAACUUUGUGGAGAGCAACAUGUUCGGGGCACCGGAGCACUCGCCGUACUCACCUGAAUUUGGGGCGUUUCGCCACCUCAGGGCCCUGCUGAGCCAUGGCAUGGAGCGAGCCAAUCUACCAACGCCCCUCCAGCCACAAGGAGGCGCUGACAGCAUCCCCUCAGGGUUCUCACUGACGUUGGUGGGCUUCAGCAAGGGCUGCGUGGUGCUGAACCAGAUGGUGUACGAGCUGGCCGGGGCCCGCGCCGACCCUCAGAUGAGGCACUUUGUUAAACGCAUCUCGGACAUGUACUGGCUGGACGGCGGGCACCCAGGAGGCAGUGAGACCUGGGUGACGGGCAAGCAGGUGUUGAAGGAACUUGCUUCCAGCGGGGUGUCGAUUCAUGCCCACGUGACCCCUUAUGAGGUGUGUGACCCGAUGCGGGCCUGGGUGGGCCGCGAGCAUGGACACUUCAUUAAGACCCUGGAGGAGUAUGGGGCCAGCCCAACUAAGAAGCUGCACUUUAAGGAUGAGCCCCCUUCCAUUGAGAACCACUUCAGGGUCAUCCAGGAGUUUUGAGAUUAGUGGUGAGCUGAACGUCACUGAGCGCUUUAGAUUAUUUAUUACGAAUACAGAUUGAGUGUCUUAUUCGCUGGUCCUGCCUCGUUUGUCUGUGAUUUAAUGGCUCUUGAGUUUUGAGCAUGUGACAGAUGCUGGUGUGUUGUACUUUCUACUGCUAAAUGCACUUGAUCCUAGUUUGAACGACCAGGGGCCUCUUCCCCUGCAGCUCCCAGUAGGAUUAUGCAGAUAUGAAAAUGAUCUUGCUUUAGUCUUGAAGAGAAAUGUGACCUUUUCCAUUAGAUUGUGGCUCAGGCCUUGAAUUGCUGCAGAAUGGUUCAUGUCGUUUCAGCUGGAUUUUGCUAAUGAGUUGUAUAAUUUAAGGUGUAUAAUGUAAUUAUGACAAAUUUGAUUUUAAACUUAACGUAUGUUUGGCUGAAGCAGGACAGCUUAUUCCAUUCUCUUUAUCCGUGCCCUUGUGUUGAGCUAUUUUUGACCCAUGAAUGUCUGAAUGUCUGAACUUCAACUGGUUCAGUCUCCAUCAGUCGGUCUCUCAGUAGUGAUUCUUGAUUGUGUCCAAACGUGUGUCCCCUGAAUUAAGCCACGUACUUUGUCAGAAAGUAAAACAAUGGUUCUGUUGUCAUUCCUUCAGUUUGAUCCCAACAGCGGACUGUCCACCAAUAAUGUGUGCACUCCUACAGUUUAGACCCCAGUCCCACCUCAGGGUCCAUUUAACAGCUGGAGCUUUCGAUCAUAUCACAUUGUCUUUUUUGGCAAAUUGCGCUGAGAUGCUUUAAACUCCACCUGCUGAUGACCUUGAGGUGAGAUUUUGUCCCCUGCUCUUUUCAAGUUUAAAAAUGGACAUUUAAACUCAGUAGUAUUGUAACCAGAACAUUCUUUGAAACUUUUUUUCUGCUAUGACUUACUCAUAUAAACCUUUCUUGUUAUCACUUUUUCUAAAUAUUACCUGGGCCCUGUUUCAGAAAGCAGGUUCAACACACUCUGAGUGUAAAUCUGUACUCUGAGCUGUCAAACUCUGAGUUUUACGUUUCAGAAAGGCCGAUCAGAAUAAGUUCAGUCAACUCUGAGUAUGUUGAGCCUGAUGGAAGCGUGUGCGUGGGGAUGGGGGAAAAAAAACAUCAUCAAUGGAGCUCCGAUACUACUAUUCACCAUGGCAACGGGUAAAUAAAGGCAGAGCCUCCAUUUUAAUCGGGUGGAGCUAGAAAUAUGAAUGCUGCCAACGCGGACCAUGAUAGGCUCAAAAACACAGGAUCGAUACAUUAACAAUAUUACAUUUUAUUCAGCGUUGCUCAUUCAUCAUUUACCAGACUGGAAUUUCAUUAAUGAAUGAUAAAGUGCUGGAAUUCUCCUACAUUUAAAAUAGCUACAGGCCUGUUUAUUCAGCUGGAACUUGGGACUAAAUGCUGGUGGCAAUAACUGAAGAUGAAAUUAUUAAUCAAACAGAUCAGACACAGUUUAGGCUCCUCAUGGACCCGUGAUUGUAAAUUGACAGUCCAACUCAGUAGGCCUAUUAAUGUUUUUUGUAAUGUAAAAUGUUUCUAGGUUCAAACUGACUGAAGUUUUAGACGUCUAUGUUCCAUUAAUAAAAUCUUUUGUAUUCUUUUGUAUUUUAUGAAAUGCUGUCAAAACACAUUCAGACUAUCAGCAGAUAAUGAAAAACUCACUUUUAAACUACAUUUGUUUCAGUUGCACCACAGUCAUCCUCACUCAGAAAUAUUCACAUCAUAUGCAGCUAAUAACUACGAUAGGAAUGUUCAAUCUGUGCGACUACAAUAUGAAAGGUUACUGUUCAAUCAUCAGUUUUAUAGAGAUUACUUUAAACAGCAGCACUGUAGCGCACAGUAAGUGUUUUGCCUUAAUGUCCACAGUCAGUGUGUUAUAAAGGACAGCGUAGCUUAUAGAUUUUCUUCUGUGUUGAAGAUAAAUUUACGAUGUCCAACUCUCUGUCCAUACCUCGAUGACAGAUUGAUCAUAAAAGCGUCAUGUUCAAGAUCAUGUUUGGGGAAAAAAAAACAACAAACAAAUAGCCUAUUUAACCGUGAUUUUGAUGUUUCUAAAGACGUAAUUGCGUUCCAAUAUGUGCUUUGAUUGUCAGUAUAAUUGAGGAAAUGAAACAGUGUGUGAGACAGCGGCUUCAAGCUCUGCAGGAGGAGUCAGAGAGAAACUCAGCAUUAGUUGAAGUAAACCUCCUCCUGAGCAGGUUAGGUUCACAGCGUAAGUUGCCGGGGUUACAGACCUAGAGUUUCUGAUCUCGCUCUCUGAAACCCAAACCCAGAGUUUCCCUCAUCUCGGCGAGUUUUCACUAAACCCGCUUUCUGAAACAGGGCUCUGAACAUGUUACUUGCUACUGCUGGUUUUGAUUGAACACGUUUACAUUUUUUUUUGACAAUAUACCAAAUUACCUUUUUAUAAAUAAAAACAAUUCUUAUAGUUUUUUGUUAAAGUGAAGUUGACAGGAUGCAUCAACGAGAAGGUACACGGUCAUUUUCUCACCAGCUGCUUUGUUUCUCACGGUGGCAGAAAUGCAUCACUGUACUUCUUGUUUAUUGCAAAAUGUAAAACUGCACAUCUGUGUUUUAGUAGGACUGUGGCAGCAUGUGUAUUAACCCAUGUGAUCUCUAUGUAAGCUUAAAUAGCAUCUUUGCACUAUGCUGAUAGGCUGUAACUCAUUUUGCUGAAUGUAACUUCAAGUCAUUCCAUUGUGUUUACUACUUGCUGUUUGCCACGCUGUUUAAAGACCCUGGGAGUCAGAGGGGCGGAUCAGAUUCACUUUUCAAAAAAGCCAAGAGAACAUGUAUUAUUUUAAAGCAUCCGCUUUCUAAUUGGUAAACAUCGUCACCAUGUUAUUUUGUUCUGUUAACCAGUGACAGAGAGGAAUCGAGAGACUUUGUCACUAGUUACUACAGUGCACUUUGCUUCAGCUCUCUCGAGUCAGCAGGUGGCAGCAGUGUGGAAAAUAUUGAAAGCAGGACAUUGAAAAAGACUUUGAUCAACACUGGACUGACUCAAGAUGACAACAACAACAAAAACAACAUCAGAUAUUUUCUACAACCUUUAAUGAGCUUUUUCAGUUUGCUUUGUGAUGCUUAUAUAUUAGCUUGCUGUUGAUCAGAAUACAAUAUGGAUAAUGAUUUUUUUUUUUAGUCAUU